GACGAGAGCUGAGGCGAGCUGUGGGAGGCAGCUGUCACAAGCAGGGAGAUGUGGCAGGUUGUGGGGGAAUGUGAGGUUUAUGAGAGGUGUUAGCUCCUCUGGGCUGGGAUGUUGGUCCUGCUGGUGAGGGGUCAGAGCUUUCCUGGGGCACAGGCUGCUUGCUGGGGUGCCGGUGGCUGCAGAAGGAUGCUGCCGGGUAAGGCGAGGCUGUGGCCGGUUGUGUGACUAGGAGCUGUCAUGUGUCUCCCCAGGAUGCCUGUAACCUGCCUCCUUUGCAGGUGUCGCAGCAGACCCGAGCUGUGGCCUUUGCGAGGCAAUGGCGGUUGUCAGCGUGAUUGUCAGUUUCCUGUUCUCUGGAACACCCGUUGGUUGUGCAGCUCCGAAAGUGGCUGUUCAUAUUGUUUCCUGUGUGUGACCUUUUUGCGUUCUCUUGUGGCAUGCUGCUUUGCCCUAAGACUUUAAAGACAAGCAGGAAAUUGAGAGAAGUCCCAUUUCACUGGACACAAGUUCCUUUGCUGGAACAGAGCAAUUUUGGUCUGGGAGUAGGGGGGAAGCAGCAUAGGACACUCAUGUUCAAAGCCACAAUGUGGACUCCUCAGUUUUGAUCUUGUUUCUUGCAAACCUAACUUUAGAAUCGUGGCACCAAAAUUAUUUCUGUCAUCCCUGAAGAUGAAAUAUAAGGGUUAUAAACCAGCAGUGGGGUCACAUAAGAUGACUUGAAAUGCACCUGAUUUUCACCUGGAUAAAUUCAUAGAUGUGGUCAAGUUUAUUCUGGGUGUUAUCACCCUGUCACAAGAGUAAAAUCUGGAUCUUGGAGCUGAAUGGGACUUUUCUUUGCUCUUGGAGGAGGCAGAGGAAAGGAGAAGUUUUCUGACUAGUGAAAUCCACAUCAACUCUAUUUGUGUUUAAAUAAUACUCAAACAUGACUCUUUUUAUUCCUUAUUUUACCUGUGGUGUUUUAUACCCUCCAGCAGGUGCUGCUGUUUCCUGCUGAUGUUGUCUUUGUGCAGGAAAAAAAAGCAGUCACUGGAUUUAAUGCUGUGCAACUGGACUUUGUUCUUUGUUUUGCAUCAUGUAUGCCUGUGUUCUCUUUUCUUCAUUAAGAUAUUUGCCAGAAGAGUGACUAAGGAGGGAAUUUUUACAAUCCCAGCAUACUUAAUCCUGCAAGAGCACUUUGUAAGAAGGGUUGAAGAUCAAGGGAGUUGCUUAUCAAGGCCAUGCUCAGAGCAAGUUGAACAGAUGCAGGUAGACAUACUUUUUUAUUUCUAAAAAUGUGAAGAAAUGCAAGUGUUUUCAUAAAGGUCAAAAAUACUCAAAAAAUAAAGUAGUAACAUUUUCUCGUUGGCUUGUUGGCUUUCCCAAGCUUCUUGAGCUUUAGUAAAUUAAGCUCAUAAUUUUAAGUCAGUUUUAUCAUCACUCUAAUAGCUGGUAUGGAAUGCUUGAAGUUUGCAGUACAGAUGACAGCAUGAAUUUCAUAAUCUCUUGUUUAGGAUUUCCACAUGAAUAAUUCUGACUGAAUUACGUGCAGAAAAUGUAAAUAGGAGAUGUGAUUGAUUCUGCUUGCUGAUGGACUGCAUGUGCCAGGCAGCAAUUUGUGGGUAAUAACAGUUGAAAUUAGGCCUUGAUAUGGGUUAGAUAUCCUUGGAGCCUCUGAGGUGCCCUCAUGAGCUAAGAGAUCUCCUUGAUCUCUGAUACUUACCUGCGUCUUUGUACUGUGUUGCUGAUUGUGACUAUGUUUUUGGCACUUUUGGCAUUAUCUAGGAAUCUUAGUUGAAUAUAAGUUUGAUAAGGUGAAGUGUUGGUUUGCUUUUGAUAUUGAACUUUAAUAGUUGUCUAAAAAGUUCAAUAUAAGAAUAAAGACAGUCAAUUACUAUUAUAAAUCUCAGACAGGAAGCACCUGCUACUCUACAAUGUAAAGAAGCAUGUGGUCCCCUAGUUCUGUUUGGAGAUGGCUGCAAUUACAAUCCUCUUUAAUCUCUCUCCUCUGUUUCUUUUACAAAUCCAGCCUUGCUGUAGCAGUUACCUUGCAUGAAGCUACAAGGAUGAGUCAAGGAGGAAAAUGCCUUUAAUUUAAAUUGUGGCUCAACCCCAAAAGAUUAAAUAUAAUUGGAUCCUAACAGUUCUUGUAAUAAUCCAUAUAAUCCAGAUGUAGUAAACCUCUAGAUAAAAAGUCAGUCAGGUCUGAAGCUCUCACAACUUUGAUAAAUUCAGAUUUGAAUCUGUAAUGAUUUUCAACUCCACUGAUUUCAGAUGCUCUGGAAUCUCUAUCCAUCUUUAAGAAGGAUGCUAAAACUGAAAGUAUUCAUCUGCUUUAGACUGCGGGGUUUUCUGUGUGCCUCUGUCCUCUAGAGAAAAGAAACUGCAUGGAGAAGGAGGCUAAAUAGGUUGCUGAAGUCAAGCAUCAUUAACCCAACUUUGGCAGCUUAGGUCUAUGACAUGGAGAUGUAGAACCUGAAUGUGAUUACAAGUAAUUAAUAAAUUAAGUAUGCAUAAUAAUAAUUAAUGCUUAUUCAGUGGUUUUUUUUCCCCUUCCUAGAUUCCAGGGUGGCUCACAAGCCUUUUACAGUCUUGGCCCUAGUUUAUAGAUGAGAGGAUGAAGUUGUUAAAUGUGGAGUCAUUCAAGGUCAAAUAAACCACUGUCAAAACUGGAAAGAGUUCAAGUUUGAUGGCUUUUUCUCAUGGAUAUACCACUUUAUAAUUUUUUAUAUUUGUAGGGUUUUUUAUAAAUUAUUAUAAUUUGCUGAUGAUGUUGUAAGUAACCAGUGAAAAUAUGCAGAUGUUUGCUUGUUUUGUUGAGGCACUUUUGCCUUGCUUUUCCUUGAAGCUAGGUUUUUGUGGGUUGAAAAUAUGAGUAAAUGGGUGAAGUCUGCAUUUGUUUCUCUUUACACAAAAUAUGCAUAAGAUUGCCAGUAAAACUAUUUUUGACUUCCCGUGGAAAAAAUACAUAUUUCUUUAUCAUAGCUUUGUAGGUGCUUUGUCUGUUCGUCACUGUACUUGGCCAGACUAUAUCUUGAUGAACAAGUGAUUCCAUCUCCUAAGAUACAGUAACCAGCAGUCAGAUCAACAAAGGGGUUAAAACUGAGACAGCCCUUUUACUUCAGUGGAAGUGUAGUUGUUGAUUUAUAGCUCUCAGUAAAUGAUUGUUGGAGAUCUGCCAUGUGUAGCAGAGCGUUCAGAAAGCACACCACAGACUCUGCUUCCUCCUGAAGAGCAUUUGUCAAUAUCUCACUUUAACUGCAGUCUUGUAAGGUACCAGCAGGCAGGCAAAACUCACCAGCCAGCAGUCAUGGAAGAUCAGGUCUUUAACAGUGUUUAUCAAAAUGUUAACACCACCAAUAUCUAUGAGAUUCAGGACUCUAAAGAAGACAAAAGGGAUAAUCUUUAUGAUCAUGUCCAUGAAGAUCCAGUAUCUCCUUCUUCCAUCACUACUCUCCCCGAGAGCAUGGAUAGUAGCCAGGACAGCUCAGAAGAUAGCUGUAGUAAUUCUGUUGCCUUUCAGCAUGGGGCUGAUGGGGAGGAUGGUUCUUCAUCUCACCAUGGUGCUGAAGAAGACCACCCAUACCAGGAGAUGGAUCUGAUGAGCCCAACUCUGGAAGAUAAACAUGUAGAGGGCAUGAUGUUUAAGAGCAACAUGCAUUUUCCUCUGGAUUUCCAGUUGCGUCGGAGCCGGAGCACUUCUUCCAACUCUCCAACUUCCCUCAAGUUCCCUCUUAACAAUAACUUUGGAGAAACUGACAAUUUUCAGGAAGAUUGUGAGAUUUUCAUGUUUGUAAAGGCUGGGAUAGAUGGAGAAAGCAUUGGGAACUGCCCGUUCUCCCAGCGUCUCUUCAUGAUCCUCUGGCUCAAAGGAGUUGUGUUCAACGUCACCACUGUUGAUCUGAAAAGAAAGCCAGCUGACCUACACAAUCUGGCUCCUGGGACCCACCCACCUUUUUUGACUUUUAAUGGAGAAGUCAAGACAGAUGUUAACAAGAUUGAGGAAUUCUUGGAAGAGACUCUCGCACCUCCAAAGUACCCCAAGCUGGCUGCCAAGCACCGGGAAUCAAACACUGCUGGAAUUGAUAUCUUUUCCAAAUUUUCUGCAUACAUCAAAAACACCAAGCAGCAGGAUAAUGCUGCCCUUGAAAAAGGUUUGGUGAAGGCUCUGAAGAAACUGGAUGACUAUCUGAGAACCCCUCUGCAGGAGGAGAUUGAUGCAGACAGCACUGAAGAGGAGAAAGUUUCUAAACGCAAGUUUCUGGAUGGAGAUGACCUGACCCUUGCUGACUGCAAUCUUCUGCCCAAGCUCCAUGUUGUCAAGAUUGUUGCAAAGAAAUACCGCAACUUUGAGUUCCCAACGGAGAUGACAGGGCUGUGGCGGUACCUGAAGAAUGCGUAUGCCAGGGACGAAUUCACCAACACCUGUGCAGCUGACAAGGAAAUUGAGCAAGCCUACGCAGACGUGGCCAAGCGGCUCAGCAAGUCCUAAGUGACCUCAGUGGUGGCUCAUUAUCCCCUUUUACAGACUCUUCUCCCUGUUGCCUUAAGAUAUACUUUGUUGUUAUGCUAUCCGGUUGGCAUCCCUAUGACUUCAUCUGUUCAAGUGUAUUGGUAAGGGACAAAUCUGCUUCUCCCUUGAGAAAAGAGAAGGCAGCUCUAGUGUGGGAUCAUGGAGACCCUUUGAAAUCUGAACCUGAGAUCUUGCUCAACUAGUAUUAUUUCCAAUCAGUAUUUGAAAUUGAUCCACUUUACUAGCUGCUUUUUUUCAUUUUGGGGUAUAUCAUCACCUGUAUUCUUUGGAGUUUUAAAAAUAGGAUGUUAGCUGAAUUUUCAGGAGUUAGGAACACAUAGAAUGGGUUCUUCUGUAGGCUAUUUCAAGGAUGAUUUUUCCCCUAGUGCUAUUGACAUCCUUGAGGCAGGAGCAAAAUCUGAGAGGGGGUGGGGGGAAAGGAGUAUGACAGUAAAGGGGAAAUACUUUUAGCAGUUAUAUUUAAAACAAACAACUCUCAGACUGCAUAUUCUGUUUUAGCAGGCCCAAGAGUUUAUAGGGCAUUUAUUUUUAACUUGGCACAAGAGGGGGAAACCUGAGCGAGUAUGUCAGAUUUGCAGAUGCUACUUUGCAUAGAAUUUACAUGAUAUUGUUGGAUCUGAAUGUUUAAACAAAAGAGAGUGAACAAGCAAUCGGAUGGGCAGCCCUUGGAUCUGCAAGUUAGUAGUGACAUGUAGACACAGCGAUAAUGGGGACAGCCUAUUGUUUCCAGUGACUAUAGAGGGAAUCGGCAAAGCUAACCAAACGAUGCAGGGUAUUGUCAUCUUGACUGUGUGGUUGCCAGUUCCUUUAUGAUUGCUAUCUUGGGAAACUUGGAUAGGCAGGAGAAAGCUACUGCUGCACAUGAAUUCCAGGUAGGGGAGGCAUUUUCCUUAUGUUGGGCUCCAAAUGGGUCUCUUUCAAGCACUCGUCAUCUCACCCCAGAAGUUUGCUCUGAGAGCCUCAGAGGGCAGGUUAAAACAGAGAGAGGCACAUUUCCAUCCAGAAAUUCAACAAGUAUGGUAGCCAAAAUCCAUUCAUGAUGCUUUAGUCCCGUUCAUCCAGGGUUGACCCAUCCAGGUUGCAUGAUUCUGAAUUAGGAUUAUGUUCUAAAACUGAUUAUUUGUUCUAUCUGUAGCAUCUGUGUGGCACAAUCUGCUUUAUAUGAGUGAUUAUUUGCACCUUACUUUAGCAAAUUCAGAAUGACAGCUCUUUUGCAUGAAACCCAGCUGCCCUGAUAUGUACAACAGUGCACAUGGCUCUUGAUUUUCAGCUUGGGGAGAUAUAGUGUUUUUUUCAAGGAUAAAAUAAAGCUAAGAUGUAACCCAAGGUGGCUUCCCUUAUGAUGAGAUUUGCUAGAGCUGCACUGAUUUGAAGGGAAUCACAAACUGGUGAGCUCUGACCGAGGGGAAUCUCACAGCAGAGAGAUUCUUGUUUGGCUCCAAAAAGCUGGAGGACUGAAGACAGGAUUGAAAGUCAGCCUUUGCCAUGUGAUGCUGAUGACAAUCUGAAGCCAUCCCCUUGCUUUGGUGGGAUUAUUCCACUUUUCACACUAACCAGCUGGGAGCAGAAUGUUGGUUGUUGAUUGUGAAGAUAGUUUGUGGUUGACUAUUGUUUCACAUGCAAUAGUCAAUUUGUUCCAAACUUUCAAAAUCUUAGAAGAAAAUACAUGAACUCCCAAGUCUUCUCCUAGAAUGGGCUGUUUUAACGGUGGCUAGACUGGAGAGCAAAGGCUCACACUCUUUAAAACACUGCUGAAAAAUCAACUGGCUCAGAGAACACUGAUAGCAGCCAGAAAAAUCUAAUGAGAUUAGAAGUGUCUGCACAAGCAUAUGUGGCUUGUUAAAAACAUUUCUUCAUGAGGUUGGAAUUAUUUGUAAUUUAUUAUUUUUUUUAAUCAUGGCAAAUAUUUAUUUAUUUAUUUUAAUUGACUCAGUCCUUUCUGUUUGUCUUUCUGGUUUUCACUCAUCAUACUGGUCAACAUGGCUCUGUCUGUUUAGAAAGGUCUCAUCAGCAAUGCUCUGCAAAUUCAUUUCUAGAGAAAAGUCUUCUAUCUGAUUAAUGGUCACUGGGAUUUUUUAAUUUUUACUAUGAUUUGGCUAGGGGCAUGCCCAUCAACAGAAUCUACCUUUUUCUCAGUUGAUUUUUUCCAGGUUUGUACUUCAGUUAGUGCUUUUGCUUAAUCACAGUCGCAAUGAAUCUUUGAAUAAAGACGCAGAGGCAGAUGCAGGUUCUUAUGCGCUUAUUAUAUUUAGCUCCUUAGAGAAGAUUGUCUGAAUAUGCAGCAGAUCUCAGGCAGGGUAAGCAAACCGCUUCAGGGUCUGACCUCAUUUGCACCUGAAUCUUCACCAAUUUACUGGAUCCUGUAGUUCUGAUAUAUUCUAAUGUCUUUCUUUAGUUUUGCUAGAAGAGGGCUAAAUCAUAAUCAGUUGAUCUCAGUGACCUCCAGUUGCAUUUAUUUGUAAAAAACUGUGUUUAAAAAUGAUUGAGCUUAUAUCAAAAAGAAAAUGAGCUGUUAGUGCAAUGAGCUUUUUAAAAUGAUUUUUAUGUUCUUAAAAUCAUCUAGAAUUUCAUUAUAAAAUCUGAAAAUCCCCAAGCUACCUUCCUUUUAAUUAAUAAGAAUAAAAUAAAUCCUUAAACAUCUUCAUUAUUCUAACACCCCCAAGAUACCCUAGAUAGAGGUACUGAUGGAUAUAAGAAAAAUAAAGAUAUAAGAAAGAGGAAAAUGAAACAGUUUUCAGCUACUGUGCCUGUUCUAUCUGAAUUCAAGUCUCACUCUGCAUCCUAACUUCGCAUUUUACUUAUAACUCUAUUAUAGGCUGAUCCAAGAUCCAGGCAUUACCGGACCUUUGUUUGGGUUCGAAAUCCAAGCUCAUGUUUUCAGAUCUGUAUCUUUUGCUCACCUUUGUGCUUUUUGGCUUUAGCCAUAGUCAGAAGCAGGAAAUACUGGAAAUCCUACAUAAAAAAGUGUUUUGCUAAGACUUUUAGCUCACUCAGGAUCCAUCACUAGUGAGAUUUUAAAGGGCUCCAGACUCCUUUAGGCAGGGUAUGUUUGGUGACCUUCCAUUGUAUUUAGAAUUAUAAGUAAUAAAUAUUAAUCAUCCAGGAUUGUAUAUCUACAUUGGCAAGGCAGCAUUUCUGAAAAGAAUCUAAGUGACAAGACAGACAUUGCAGAUUUACAAUAACUUUGUUCAUAAAUUUUUUGCAAGAUGUAAAGAAAGACAUAGUGCAGAGGGGGAAGAAGCCAACAAUGUGGAUUUAAUCAUCUACAUUUCUGAAAUGCAGACCAAAUGUCUGUAAAGAUGUCCAUUUCAUCCAAACAUUUCUUAGAUAUUUAUUUCAAAGCUCCCUGUUCAGUCAAUCCAACACUCCAUUCAUAUUGGAACUAAUACUGAUUUUUCUUCUAUUAGCAGCAGUAUGGGAGUGCUACAGUAUCCCAUGCAUUAGUUACACUUACUCUCUGUUAGGCUUUUUGAAUUGCCAAGAAGUCAUCUUGCUGUACAGGUAGGACUAAAGAAGUAUUUUUUUUCACGAGUAUUUAAAUGAGGGCUUCUGACAAACAUUUUCUUCCAAUACCAAGAAUCUUAUAAUAAUACUGCUUUAUCAGGUCUAGUGUGGAAUAUAGAGCUACAGGUUGUUUGCAACACCUGCAAAGCCACUGACAGGGAGGAAUGACAGUCUAUAUCACAAAGGAACUAAACUGAGUCAGUUUCCUACAAGAAGGUUCUGCUGAAUUGCACAUUGCAUUUAUUUUGAAUAUGUAUCCAUUUAAUUUUAACCCCUAGCCACCUUUCCAUAUCUCUCAUCCCUGUUCAAAUUCAAUCUCAAGUUAGCCAGAAACAUUCUGUCAUUUCUUCAGUGUUAAGUAACAGGGUGCU
Messenger RNA from Neopsephotus bourkii (Bourke's parrot), 8385 nucleotides. RefSeq names its product chloride intracellular channel 5 (gene CLIC5). NCBI's taxonomy places the organism in Eukaryota, Metazoa, Chordata, Aves, Psittaciformes, Psittacidae. The transcript is spliced from 7 exons. The coding region runs from base 3137 to 4468 and encodes 443 amino acids. The record is from RefSeq and is a predicted model, not a curated record.